CUCUUUUAUCAUAUUUAUUAAGUUUAGUGUGUGCCUUUAUCUACCCAACUCUUCCAAAAAAGAACGUAAAGAUGUUCAUGCGUUUUUACGCAGCGCCUUAGCCAAAAAGAAAAUGUGGACUGUUGCCUUAUACUGGCUUCUGAAAACGUAAUAACUCAACUUUAAACAGCAUGAAAAUGGCAUGAAUGAUUUAUUAUCUUUGCGCUUGUUGUCUUGCGGUGAGUGUACUGAAUAACAACUUUACAAAAUGCAAGCGUUAUCUUUACGCAUUGUUCCGUAAGUGGAGAUCUGACAGGAAUACAAUCUAACUUCACUUUAUGUCAACUAAUGGCCACUGUAGGCGAGUGUAAGUGCGAAAAAGGAACGCAUCAAUAAAUUAUGUUAAUCAGUCUGGACAGAUUGGAGGCGUGUUGUGGCUGUAAUGAGGGGGAGCAUGCCUGCACCGUGGAAAAGCUGCGAGUGGUAAUGCUGCCUCCACUACAUGCGCGCUGUUUCUAUUUCCCCAGUCUCUCUUUCCACUUUAUUGCGCAUAAUAGCAAUUUCCUCUGCUGUAGACUACUGUGCAAGGCUCGGUGCAACAAGUUUGCAGAAGCCCCCCGACGCGCCGUCACACAGGUUGACUCGCUUUGGCUGGAGCGGAGUGGGCUUCACUAAACUAUCUGUCACCGUCGCAGGCACACGCACUCACACUGAACAGUGUGCCAUAAAUUCGUGACUCCGCGCCAGAUGCAGUUUGCUCCCAACAGCGUGUAGUUGUAGUUAAAUGAAGACCGCGCAGGCGAGAGGAGCAUCUAAGUGCGUGGAAAAAAUGGAGAAAGAAGUGGCGCCUCAGAAGCGACAAUAUUGUCGCACCACAGUGCUGAACAUAAUCUCGUCAUUAUGCUCAGUGGCGUCCAUCGCCUUUUGUAUUAUUCUGAGCAUUAACACAACUGAUAUUAAGAACCGGGUUGUGGAUUUGGAGAGUGGGAAUGGCGAGCACACCUUCAUCCGUGCCCCUGGCUACUCUAUGGAUGAUUUUAAUUCAUUGAUUCAACAAAGAGUGAAUGAGCUGCUCUCUCAGCGCUCCUAUGAAAAUUUAGUCAAGAUUCGGACUGCCAGACAAGCGUCACCUGAGUGCAGCUGCCCUCCAGGACCUCCGGGAAAGCGAGGAAGAAGAGGCCGCAAUGGAGAACCUGGACCUCCUGGUCCUCCAGGUCCGAAGGGUGACAAGGGGGAUCAAGGCGACCAGGGACCACGGAUGGUCUUCCCUAAGAUCAAUCAUGGCUUUCUUUCCGCUGACCAGCAGCUCAUAAAGCGGCGGCUCAUUAAGGGAGAUCAGGGACAAGCAGGACCACCCGGGCCUCCAGGGCCACCGGGCCCACCUGGCCCCCGGGGGCCUCCAGGGGACACAGGAAAGGAUGGGCCCAGAGGUAUACCUGGUCUGGCAGGUGACCCAGGGCAGGCUGGAGAAACAGGACCCAUGGGACCUGAGGGGCCACAGGGGCUAAAAGGUUCACUUGGGCCUCCUGGUAUCCCAGGUAUCGAUGGACUGAAGGGGGAUGUUGGCAUCCCAGGAUUGGACGGUGUCCCUGGAGCCAAGGGUGAAAUGGGAGAGCGAGGUGAAAAGGGCGAUAUGGGUGAAGAAGGGCCGAAAGGUGAUAUGGGGGAGAAGGGAGAUGCAGGCUCUUCUGCAGCAGGCAUCAAGGGUGAACCUGGAGAACCUGGACGAAGUGGACACAAGGGAGAGCCAGGACUUCCAGGGCUGCCUGGACUCCCAGGGAUAAAGGGUGAGCCUGGAUUCCUUGGUCCCCAGGGAGAGCCAGGGCUCCCAGGACUCCCAGGAACUAAGGGUGAGAGAGGCGACCAUGGGCCACAAGGAAAGGGUGAACGAGGUGAAAUUGGACCCGUUGGACCAAAGGGUUCACAAGGAGAGGCUGGCACACCCGGUCCUAAAGGGUCAAAGGGGGAGACUGGAGAUAAAGGAGAUUUGGGAUCUGUCGGUCCAAAGGGCCCCCCUGGGCAGAAAGGAGACCAAGGAGCCACUGAAAUCAUCGACUACAACGGCAACAUUCAGGAGGCUUUACAGAAGAUUACCACUAUUACAGUAACGGGUCCUCCUGGCCCUCCUGGGCCAAUUGGACCAGAGGGUAUAAAGGGGGAUCGUGGUAUGCCCGGCCUGCCCGGACUCGAUGGAGAAAGAGGCUACAAAGGCUCUAAGGGAGAUAUGGGAAUGCCUGGAGCUUCAGGGGAAAAAGGAACGACUGGUUUACCUGGUUUACCUGGUGUCAACGGAGUAAAGGGGGAUAAGGGAGAUUCAGGUCUACCUGGUCCUCAAGGUCCUUCAGUCAUCGGCACUCCAGGGGCACCAGGGCCCCAUGGUCCACCAGGACCUAUGGGACCUCAUGGAUUCCCUGGACCAAAGGGGGAACCUGGUUUGCAUGGUGUGAAGGGCAUGCGUGGGGAACCAGGCCACAAAGGGGACCGUGGACCAUUAGGUCUCCCGGGAGCCUCCGGCUUGGACGGCAAGCCCGGAAUUAUGGGCAUGGACGGGCCUCCGGGUCCAGCUGGUCCAGCUGGGCCGAAGGGUGACAGAGGUGAGAGAGGGGCACCAGGAGAGCCAGGACCAAGGGGACCUUAUGGACUACCUGGAGCUGCUGGAACACCAGGCUUGGAUGGUUUACCAGGCUUAAGGGGAGAGAAAGGCGACGUUGGGGAAAGAGGAGAAAAGGGUUUCCGGGGAUUUAAGGGUGAAAAGGGGGAACCAGGGCAGCCAGGUCUGGACGGGCUGGAUGCCCCAUGCCAAUUGGGCCCGGAUGGAUUACCAAUGCCUGGCUGCUGGCAGAAGUGAUCACUCUAACCUGAAACGCAUGGAGUUUGUAAAUAAUGCUUCUUUUAUGGUAUUUAUAGUUUUUUUAAUG
Molecule: messenger RNA, 2897 nt
Organism: Thunnus maccoyii (southern bluefin tuna)
Lineage: Eukaryota; Metazoa; Chordata; Actinopteri; Scombriformes; Scombridae
Product: collagen alpha-1(XXV) chain
Exons: 38
Coding region: 764-2827 (687 amino acids)
Source: RefSeq, a predicted model, not a curated record